GUAGCUGACAAAAGCAAAACGUCAUAACAUGAGCACUGGAGGUUAGAACUGUAACAAUUCUCAGUUAUUAUUCGUAAAUACUAAUAUAACAUUAAUAAAAUAAACAAUGGCACCUUCUGAAGGUAAUCUAAAGGAUUUAGAUGAGAAAACUUCAGACAUUAUUGUAAAAUUCGUCUCUGAUGUAAGAAAUGGAAAAAUUCAGGGAUCUAAGAACAUUGCCGUGGCAACAGUUGACAUACUCGAACAGAUCAUCAGUGAGUCUGAAAGCACUAAUGCACUGUCACUAUGCAAUUUAGUUCGUGCAGUAGGACGUAACAUAGUGCAGGCGCUGCCCACGGAGCUGGCGGCCGGCAACAUGGUGCGGCGCGUGCUGCGAGCGAUACGAGACGAACAGAGAGCUCAUGCGAACCAGAGUGUUGAAGGAGCUGGUGACUCUCUGCAACGCUUGGUGCUGGCUGCUCCGAGCCGACGCGCGACGCUCGGGCCCGCCGCCAGGGACUUGAAGGAGCCCAUUAGGGAUCACAUUGCUGAGCUGCGCGCCGAGCUGGACGCCAGCGCUUCGUCGCUGAGUGCGCAGGCGCGCGAGCACGUGCACGCGGACGAGCUGCUGCUCACGUACGGCGCCAGCGCGCUCGUGGAGCGCUUCCUGCGCGCCUCCACCACCAAGCGCUUCCGCCUGCUGCUCGCCGAGGGGCCGGACGUCGCCGAGAGCCACGCGAUGGCGGCGCGGCUGUCGGCGGCGGGCGUGUCGGUGACGGUGGUGGGGGGGGCGGCCGUCGGCGCGCUCAUGCCCCGGGUCAACAAGGUGGUGGUAGGCGCUGCGGGCGCGCUGGCAGGUGGUGCGGCGUUGGUAGCAGCCGGCACACUCGCCGUCACCGCCGCCGCCGCGCACCACUCCGUCACCGUGAUCGUGCUGUCGCCGCUGUACCUGCUGUCGGCGCUGCACGCGUGCGGCGGCCAGCUGUUCGAGGCGCUGGCGCCGGCGCACCGCGCGCUGCCCUACUCAGGCUUGGAGAGCGCGUACGUGCGCGUGGAAGCGCCGCUAUACGAUGUGGUACCACCUGACCACAUCACACUGUUCAUUACCAAUCUCGGAGGCAGCUCUCCUUCCUACAUCUACCGUCUGCUGUCGGAACUCUACGAUCCAAACGAUCAUCAACUUAAAGGUGUAAAGAAGCGGGCGAUACAGCCCGCAGCGGCGGCGCGGAUCGAUACGGUGUGGUAUGGCGCAGCAGGUAUGAGCCAAGGGGGCUCGAGACGGCCCUAUUCGCGCGGGGGCCCGCGCUGGCACCCGCGUUACAAGGACUACUGGGAUUACGAACAAAACUACAGUGAUGGCAGCAGCGCUGGUAGCCCGAAGGAGGCGUGCGUGGCGCAGUCGCCGCCGCCCGCACCAGCCAAGCGCCAUCCGCACCACCACCACGAGCAGAGACGGUUGAGCGUCGGCGGAGGAGCGGGAGGCUCGCGUCGCGCCGAGCGUCGCACCGCGGGCCCCUCCGAGCGCCGCCGAACAGAAAUGCGUGUGAGUCCGGGCGCGGGCGCGGGGCCCUCCGCCGAGUCGCCUCACCUGCAUCACGCGACGCCUCAUCACCAUAUGGACACAAACCCCCUAGAAGGUACCGCCCCAAUCGUGGAGUCGGUGGUCAGUGGCGCCGGCUCCUCGGACGGUGAGCUAUCCAGCAAGCCCGGCGACAGUCCCACGAGGAAGAGGAGGAGGAUCUCCAGGCAUUUGUCUUCCGGCGAGAGCAACGUGUCGGUGGCGGCGCCGCCCGUCGAGAGGCGGACGCCCCGGCACCACUACCAGCCCCCCCGUCGCGUCCGCUACUUGAGCGGCAACGGCGCGGGCGUGUGGCACGAGCGCCUGCUGGACCAGCACCCGGCGCACCCGACGCACCCGGCGCACCCUCACCCCGCGCACCCCGCGCACCCGGCGCACCCCGCGCACCUGCCGCACGCGCACGCGCACCACACGCCGCUGCUGCUGGAUAUCAAUCAGAUGUCGCUCCGCGGCGCCCGGCUCAGCGCGCUGGGCGGCGGCGUGGGCUGGCCGCACCACGCGCACGCGCACCACGCGCACCACGCGCACCACGCGCACCACCCGCCGCCGCACGCGCACCGCGACCACCCCACGCGGACGCAGAUGGGAGGCGUGUACGCGCACGGGCUGCAGUACCACGGCAGCUUCGCGCCACCGCCACCCCCCCGGGGCCCCUUCGCGUCCCCGCCCCACCCGCACACCCACUACAUUGCCAAUUCUCAGCGCGCGGAGGGCGGGCGGCUGGAGAUGCUGAGCGGCGACGGCGCGCUGUCCCCGCUGCAGGCCGCGCCCGACCUGCACCACGCGCCGCUGCUGCUCGCCACCGAGGCUCGCGGCGCGCCACUGGAGCUGAUGGCGCCGCAUCACGCUCGACAUGCGCUGUCCCACCAUCAUCACCGCCGCAGCGGCACCGGGGUCGGCGUGGGUGGCGGAGUGGGAGUGGGCGUGGGAGUGGGCGUGGUGGGCGCGGGCUCCCGUGCGGCGCGGCCGUACGUGCGCGCGGCGCCGCGCUGGGCCGCGCACCCGCACCCGCACACCGUGCACCACAUACAUGCGCAGGGCGGCGGCGGGCUGGUGUCGGCGGCGCUGCCGGCGCAGCUGCACGUGGCGUCGCCGCUGUCGCUUCCGCCGCCACCGCCGACUUACCAGGUGUUCCUCAACCUGCUGGCCAUGUUCCCGCUGUCGCCGUACGCGGAGGCGCGCGACGAGGCCGGAGACUCGCCCGAGACGGAGAACUACGAGGCGCUGCUGUCGCUGGCGGAGCGCCUCGGCGAGGCCAAGCCGAGGGGCCUCGCGAGGCACGAGAUCGACCUGCUGCCCUCCUACAAGUACUCCGAGCAAACGCACCAGGGCGAGCAGACGUCGUGCGUGGUGUGCAUGUGCGAGUUCGAGGCGCGCCAGACGCUGCGCGUGCUGCCGUGCGCGCACGAGUUCCACGCCAAGUGCGUCGACAAGUGGCUGCGGUCAAACCGGACGUGUCCGAUAUGCAGAGGGAACGCGUCGGAGUACUUCAACAACUCGGAGUGACUCGGGCGCGACCGUCGCCCCCCCGGCGUCGGCGGGAAGCGCGCCGCCUCCCCCUGAGCGCCCCCCCCCCAGCCCGGCGGGGCGCCCCCCCUGACGGUC
Messenger RNA from Vanessa atalanta (red admiral), 3163 nucleotides. RefSeq lists its product as uncharacterized. Gene Ontology annotation, molecular function: translation initiation factor activity; guanyl-nucleotide exchange factor activity. NCBI's taxonomy places the organism in Eukaryota, Metazoa, Arthropoda, Insecta, Lepidoptera, Nymphalidae. The record is from RefSeq and is a predicted model, not a curated record. The coding region runs from base 107 to 3064 and encodes 985 amino acids. Gene Ontology annotation, biological process: translational initiation. Gene Ontology annotation, cellular component: eukaryotic translation initiation factor 2B complex. The transcript has 26 exons.